GAGUGAGUGAGAGCGGCGCCGCCCGUCGGUGGCAGGCGCGGCUGAAGCCUGCCGUUCCCGCCUCUCGCUCCUUGGAGCUCCUCCAGAGGAGGCGGGCGAGCUGCUCCUCUGGCCGCGUCCGUUCCCCAAAGAGGGGCUCCCCAUUCUCCACCGCCCGGGCUCCCCAUUCUCCACCCGCGCGCAGCGCCCCACUGCGGCACCCCGACUGGAUGUAGCCUCCCCAUCCCCGCUCGCGUCCUUGCUCGUCGCCCCGCAGCCGGAGCGGCGGCCAGCGGCUGCCUGCACCAUGGGCAGCGAGCAGAGCUCGGAGGCCGAGAGCCGACCCAACGAUCUGAACUCCUCAGUGACUCCUUCUCCAGCUAAGCACAGAGCCAAGAUGGAUGACAUUGUGGUUGUGGCUCAGGGCUCCCAGGCCUCGCGGAACGUCAGCAAUGAUCCUGAUGUCAUCAAGUUGCAAGAGAUUCCAACCUUCCAACCUCUUUUGAAAGGGCUAUUGAGUGGCCAGACUUCCCCAACAAAUGCCAAAUUGGAGAAAUUGGAUUCUCAGCAGGUGUUGCAGCUCUGCCUCCGAUAUCAGGAUCACCUCCAUCAGUGUGCAGAGGCCGUUGCUUUUGAUCAGAAUGCUUUGGUUAAGCGGAUCAAAGAGAUGGACCUUUCGGUAGAAACUCUCUUUAGCUUCAUGCAAGAGCGCCAGAAAAGGUAUGCCAAGUACGCGGAGCAGAUCCAGAAAGUCAACGAGAUGUCCGCCAUCCUCCGCCGCAUCCAGAUGGGCAUCGACCAGACGGUGCCCCUGAUGGAGAGGCUCAACAGCAUGCUGCCGGAGGGCGAGCGGCUGGAGCCCUUCAGCAUGAAGCCGGACCGGGAGCUCCGGCUGUAGCGGCUUCGCCCUCCCGCCAGGCGGCUGUUCCCUGGCCUCAGAGCCCGGCGCCACCGCACCCCGAGGACCCUGGGAACCAGCGUGGGGUGAUGGGGCCGGCUCGGAGCUGGUGGGAGGGGCUGUGAGGCAGCCCGCUGGCCUGGAAACCUCAUGUUGUCCUACCUCCCCCUUUCCUGGGUGCAGCUUCCUUUGCAAAAUGAACCAAACUAAUUCUCAGUGAUGCCUGAUGUCGGGACGGUUUUUUUUAGGAAUUCUUUCCAGAACUCUGCACUGGGAGUUAUUUUAUUUUGUUUAGCUUUUUUUAAAUUGAGAGUGUAUAUUAUUUAAUCUAGGUGUGGAGCGAAGGGGAGGGGUGUGUAUGCUAAGGAGCUCCGUGUCCUUGAUGCCUCCAUGAAAUGUUGUCAAGGCUCUGGGUUAUGGGUUGUAAACAUAAAGAACCGAUUUAAUCCGG
Pipistrellus kuhlii (Kuhl's pipistrelle) is the source of this 1328-nucleotide messenger RNA. It is a transcript of the gene BORCS5, whose product is annotated as BLOC-1 related complex subunit 5. The transcript has 4 exons. Gene Ontology annotation, cellular component: synaptic vesicle membrane; cytoplasmic side of lysosomal membrane; BORC complex. The coding region runs from base 287 to 877 and encodes 196 amino acids. Gene Ontology annotation, biological process: lysosome localization; organelle transport along microtubule; positive regulation of anterograde synaptic vesicle transport. NCBI's taxonomy places the organism in Eukaryota, Metazoa, Chordata, Mammalia, Chiroptera, Vespertilionidae. The record is from RefSeq and is a predicted model, not a curated record.